GCGCUCGGGAAGGGCGAGUGGACAGACAAGUCCCAGCCCCUCGUGGACACGGUGGAGUUCCGCCAGCUGUUGACAGAGCUGUCGGACUACCGCGAGACCGCGUUGGGGCUGAUUGCUAGACACCUCAACAAGGGCUUCCAGGCGAAGAAGAUCCUGGUGAAGGCCUUCUGGGACCACCACGCCAUACGGCAGAGCACCUCUGGCAACGAGGCCAACUUGCCGCCAGACGCGCGCCUCAUCAGCGCGAGGUCGCCGCUGAAGGGUCUCAGGUGGAACAUAGCGAAGGAUGCGGUGGAGGCCGAGAUGAGAAGACAAGGUACCACCGCGGUGGACUUCAAGUUUUGCCUGAACUGGCAUCGGGAGCAGUUCCAGAGCGACGGCCCCCUGGUGAAGAACCUCCUGUCGCCAGGCUUUCCGUCCUGCUCGAACGACCUGGUCUCCCUUUGUGCGCUAGUGCACUUCAUGGUCCUCGAGAACCUGGAACUCAUAGCCAGCGAGGACGGCAGCCAGACCGUUCUCGGGAACGUGAUUUGCGACACGCCCACGCGCCUGCAGGAGCCCUGCCUGGUGGCGCUGGAGAUGUUGAAGUUCGGUAUUCUGCACGGGGAGCCUUUCGAAGCCGCCGACCGGUCCAAGCCCUUCCCGGAGCAGGUGAACUACCCAGUCGCACCCGUGGAUCCCGGCAAGAAGGCGGCUCUUUUGCUCAGCCGGGUCAUGUCGCUAGUGCCGAUGAAGCUGAAAAACGAGAUGUGGAAUGCUGAUGUUAUUUUCGACCUGGCCGCCUUCCAUUCGCUGGUGCGGGUCUUGAAGCGCUCGCUCCGGCAGAUCGUGGAGGGCAGCCUGGUCUCCGUGCUGCUCCGCGACCUCCAGCGGGUGAAGCUCCUGUGGCCCAGAGGCCAGGGCAUCCCGGAGGCCCACUCCGGGAGCCCGGAAGAUCCCCGCCCGAGCGCGGCCGCGCCGUGCGGGGCGCCCCUCGGCUGGGGGGCGGCUGGGCUGCCGCUGCCGGCCGGGGCCGGGCGCGCGCGGAGGGGAGGUCGGCGGCGUGUGGCGCCGGGGACCCCCAGCCGCACGCUGCUGCGGGCCGCCGCGCUGCUGGCCACGGCCGCGGGUUGGCCCACCCCGCAGACUUUGGGGGAUUACGGCCUGUGGUAUUACGACGACGAGGACCAGGCGAGCGGCGGAUACGCGGCACCCCCCAGGCGAGGCUCGCCUGCUCCAGCAGGGGGCAUCCAGUCGGUGCGCUUCGAGUCGCCGACCGUGCCCGUUCCAGCUUCGAGUCCUGAGGAGAUCGACCUGGGCGAGUUGGACUCGGGGGACCUGAGGCACCUCCUCGCCAGGGCCGGGGUGAACUGGUCGAGCGGAGCGCAGUGGAUCAUCUUCCUCUGCCAACGCCAGGAGGGCAACGGCAAGGAGGGGGAGCCCCUUCGGACCGGCUCCGCCCGCGGCCCCGAGGGGACCAGCCUCGACUUCGCGCUGAAGUUGGACGAGGUGCAGGCUCGCCCCGCCCUCAGCCCGGCAGGCCGGCUGCCGCAGGGCUUCCUGGAGGAGCUACCUGAAGGCACUGGAAGUUAA
Messenger RNA from Prorocentrum cordatum, 1572 nucleotides. NCBI's taxonomy places the organism in Eukaryota, Dinophyceae, Prorocentrales, Prorocentraceae. The record is from the annotation of a GenBank genome assembly.